Caenorhabditis sp. 36 PRJEB53466 is the source of this 4522-nucleotide messenger RNA. The record is from the annotation of a GenBank genome assembly. NCBI's taxonomy places the organism in Eukaryota, Metazoa, Nematoda, Chromadorea, Rhabditida, Rhabditidae.
AUGCUGACACGUCUUCUCGUGCUGACGUGGCUUCUCGAGGCGGCGACGGCCAACAUGAGCUGUCUGGUGAUGCGGCCAGGUACGUGUGUUUGUGCUCAUUGCGAGCAAAGUUUGGGAGGGAAAGAGCAGUCACCGUUUAUGCUCAAAUUACAUACAAAUAAAGGGAGGAAGAAGCGCGAGCGGACGGUUGAAUAGAAACAAAUCGGUGUAAAUACCUUUACGGCUCACCUAGAUUAGAGCCACGACGGAAGGGAAUGGAACCGCUUUAGUAGGGUCCAACCUUUUCGUUAUUUGCACAAAAAGUGACUCUCUGAUAGUGCCCCCUAAAAGCUUUCUGCCAGCGUCUCCCCAACUGUACACCCUCUCGCCCUUUUGUAGUAUAAAAUGUAACACGCCCUAUGAGCAAUUCCCCUUCCAAACUGUACAACACAAGUUGUAAAAUGUCACAGACGGAGAAUCGGGAAUGUUUCGUUCGAAAGCGAAUCGGCCGUGACAAGAAUCAGCGGGAGGACAUCCAAAUCGAAUUCUCGGAACAAAAAGUGCCGUCAAAUUGCAUUCUCAAGUGCUCCUUCUUCCUUUCCUCCCCUUUUUUGCUUCGAAAUCUCUAAAAAAGUGUUGCGAAACAAGGAGAAGAAGAUAUCUUUUUUCGUGUUUUCCUCUGAUUGUCACUGUCCUUUUCUUCUCGUUUCCCCUUUCAAACAACGUGUCGUUAGUGUCAGUUGUACAUGCCCAAAUUGGCUUUUGGCGCGUCGAUCGUCGGAAAUCCAAAUCGAGUUUGUGGGGGUCUCUCGCCCGGGAAUCCCUUUGGGGACCCGUCUGAUGUUCGAAUGAUGGUGUCAAGUCCCGUCAGUUUAUGAAGGAGACGAAGGCGAGACACUCGCGGCAUUCUGUCAAAAAUGGAAGGAAAAAAGAAGGCAAAUAAAGGGCAUGAAUCAGAAAAUAUCGGAUUUCUGGAAGUGGGCGAGAGAGUGCGCGAGACGAGGAGACGCAGAGAACCGAGCAUGCAAAGUCCCCGCGACUCGCGAAAUUAGACGACUUUUUUCUGAAUGAGUAGGCAGGAAACGAUCGCCUACGCGAGUAAUCCCGGGUCAAAAAGCAAAAGCUCGGGGGCCGGGCUCACAGAGAUUCCCGGGGCACUAGGAUAGCAAACUGGGCAAGUUUCGGAAGCAUUGACAUCUCAAUUAUCCGCCGUUUCUCCUUUCAAUCCCAGCAAAUGGCGUUUCUCCGUUGUACUAUUCCAAUUAUCCAGUGCCAAUGACAACAAUGUUUUUGCAACGAGUUGCUCCAUCUUUUUCUCCCUUUCCCUCCAGAAUGCAUAACUGUGAUGCAUUGGUGAUGUCGUCCUUUCGCAAGAACCGCCUCUCUCUCUCUAUCUCUCUCCCUCUCUCUCUUUUCCUUUCUCUGCCCAAAACCGAACAGAUGGGACCGCCCGUACUCUUCACAAACACAAAGAUUCUGCAGAAUGAAAGUAGUCAGGAGGCCAGUCUUUCUAGUGUUUUUUCACUCCUUCUGCCCAUUGCACACACUGAUUCCGUGGGGGAUUCGGGCGGGAAAACAAAAAGGAAAAAGUGGGAGGAAGACGUGAAAACGUGUUGAAAUUAUGAUGGAUGACGGGGGAGCCAAAAGGAUUUGAUGGAAUUCGGAAAGAAGAGUCGCAGAGGGGUCGCAGCUGAUUCGAACUUUUCGGAAAGCCUCUAUGGCUCCACUCAAUCUUCAUUUCGGCCAUUUAGUGACCCAUCCAUCACUCUCCAAAACGGCUCUGAAUGCUCAAAAACGUGUUCAUCGUUUUCGGAGAUGAAAAGUCGGAUAACUAACUGCCGCUCCGCAUCGGAUUCCGUUUCGCUGGCCAAAAAUGGCCAUUAUCUCUUGCUCGUCGCAUGUUUUAUGUCGAGAAAGAAAGCGGAAAACGAAGAGAGAAAUGAGCGUCCGUCCGGACAAAGUCACACCAUUUGACACCCAAUCUCGCACCCACCAACUAUACGUUUUUCCGAGCGGAUUAUACCGAAACGUUUUCGGGUCAAAACAAGAGUUCCUCGGAGGGACUUUGAAGGUAUCUGAAUGAACGGAAAGAUUUUAGGAUACGGUUUGGUUUCCGAAGAGUGUCCGUCUCACGCCGUCGGAUGUCGGAUCAGAGCGAAAAAGGAUCACAUCGGUGAGUUGGAAUGGAAACGGAAAUAGAAACGGAAUAGUCUCUCAGAAUGGUACGAACUUUCGCGUCUCUACGACCGUAACCAAUUGGUGUGUGUCUAUCCGGAAGAGUACAAAUCAAUGACUGGUGGGUCCCUAUUAGUUGAAGAUCGGCGGAAACUCACUGAUUGCAGGAUGUAUGCGGAAGCCGUCGGGAAGUGUCCGUUGCUGGUGCGGAGGUCGGGAGAACUGCAACGAUCCGGAGACGAGCAGAGAUCUGUAUGAAGCAUUUACGGAGGGGGACAACGAGGCGGUCGAGAAGAUCUCCGAUUGGUUAAAGUCGGAAAAGGAUGAGAGUUGUGAGUGAAUAGGAGGGGGCGCUCUACGACAGAGUGUCUAAUGAUUCUCUGAACUUUUAUUCUACCUAAUGAUAUGUUGAGAGACGUGUUUCAGCAUGGAAGAAGUUCACCACAACAGAAGAGGUUCCGACGACGACGACCAGAAGAACGACGACUCCGAGAAGAACGACGGUCAGAAGAACUACGACGACGACGACGACUACACAAGAGUGAGCACUUAUAGUCCGUUUAGACAAAACAUAACUUUGAGCACUUUCAGACCGACGACGACUUCUCAAACAAUUACCACAAGCACUGACCGUCCAACAGUAACCCCGAAAAAGACAACGAAGAGAAUCGGAAAUGCGAAGAGCACGAGCACGUCGAAGCCGUCAAUGUCCUCGAAGGAAGAGCCGAAGAAGGCACGAGUCAUCAACAUUGUCGAUAUUCGUGAAAAGGUGAACGAAGAACUCUUAAAAUAACAAUUGCAAAUGGAAAAAAAGAAAUGAGAAAAUAGGAAGAUGAAAGAUUGGAUUGUUAGUGCCGCUUCACAGGCUUCUGAACGGGAGCAACGAGCUAAGAGUUUCUGACAUGAGAAAAAGAAGAAGAAAAUAUAUUCUGAUUUCUGAUUUCUCAGCUCUAAAUUUUUUGUGUAUUUUUUCGGGAAGUGUUGGCUAGAGUGAUCUACCUAGAAACAACUUUAAUUCGAUUGAAGUUAACUCGAAUGAGGUUAUGACGCCCCUCUAUUUUCAUUUCUUGACACAUCCUUUCUGAUGCCUCGCCCCCGCCCUUUCGGUGCCAAUCAGUGAACACUUUCAUUCGUUUAAUGAUAUCUGUUUGAGGCGGUUCCCCUUCCGAACGACGAUGUUUCGCUCGAUGACACAUUCGAAGAAACUCGCAAAAAACUGGUAAGUAUACAUUCGGAAGGAAGGGAACAUGAGAAAGAUGACGUUGCAGGAAAAGGAGAUGAAGGAAGAGGACGAACGACUGAAAGAGAUGCUCGCGGACGAAGAGGAGGAGGAAUCGAAUGGUCAGUGGGGAAGGGAAGAGCAUUCAGGAAAGGGCACGUUUCAGAUAUCGAUGAAGAGGAGGACGUGACUGCGGAAGAUCAGAGGGAAGAGGAACGGGAGAGAUACCGGAUGGAGAGGUCAGUUAGGACAUUCAACAGUAGCAAGAAUGUGUGCUCUUUUCAGACGACGUGUUGAGGAACGACGUCUUCAGGAGGACACAAUUCUGCGUCGGAUUGAAGAGGAAGAGAUCAGAGAAGCGGAGAAGGACCGUCCGAACAGAGGCACUUCAGACGACGACAUCUACGGAAGCGACUUCGAGAACUCCUCCGAAGCGGUCUUCACUCCGAUCCUUUCCCUUCUCAUUUCCCUCUUGCUCAUCUGAUCUGUUUCCGUACCCGUUCAGUUCGAAUUCACUUACCCCCCUAGGUCCUUCUUUUUCUUCUUCUUCUCUCCCCAACGAACUCCCCCUAAUCUCCCUUGUUCUCUUCGCUUCCGUUCCUCUCUCCCUUGAUACUGGUGCCUGUAUUCUGCUAAUUCAAUCAAUAAAUGCUUUCUGAUCGAUACAAUCCCGAGAGGCCUCUUCAAGCAAACGCUCCAGGACAUCGCAGCCGAGAAUCGAUCGGUUUUUAAUGUGACGUUCAAGGAGUACCGACGGCUCUACAACGAAUGCAGCAGUCUGAUCGAUUGUAUCCGAUCGUUGGCCCACGUGGUGUACAAUAAGGACUUUCAGCUUAACGCUGAAAACUUAGUGCUCUCUUUGGAAGUACAAUGCGAUUUUUUCAAGUUCAAGAUCGGCAAGUUCAGCCAGUGCAUCAAUGAGGUGAGCAGUUUCUUCAAAUUUAAGCAAAAAUCAUUUAAUGUUUUGUUCUUCAGAUCAAUUUGGAUUGGAAACAGAUCAGAAAUCAAGAAGAAUCGUGCGGUCUGAACGUCCUCGAGAUGCUCGCCCUUUUCAAGAUCGUCAAGAAAAGAUGCGGAAGUGACGCCUACCAGGACAUGAAAAUGAACGCUCCCUUCGUCAAAAUCCUUAUCUGCCUAAAUGCGUUCUAA